CAACCGAACCCUUUCCUCCGUUUCCUUCCCGGUCCAUCAUCGCUGGUGUUCUUCUCGGCCCCCCCGAAGAGGUGGAUCUUGGAUCGAUCGAGAGACCGAUGGCGGCUGCCGGCGUCUCAUCCACCGGUUGUGAGAAGCUCUCCGACCGCUGCUCCCUGAUCUGUCCCGACCUCUACGACCGUGCGACUAGAUUAUCAUGGGGAUUGAAGUUGUCGAUGGUGCUUCUUCAUGUGAUUUUCGUGGGAGUGGUUUUCGUCUUCGAUGUCUCAUUGAUACGCAGGACCAGAGAGGAGCCUUGGUAUACUGCAGCAUACUUGGUGGUUUUUUCAGCUACAUUAUUUCAAUAUUUCUUCACUUCUUGCUCAUCGCCAGGGUAUGUAAUUGAUGCAAUGAGGGCAGCAAAUGGAACUUCAACCACUUUUAACAAUCUGUCUUCAAUUUUGAAGCAGUCCAAUUCAAGAGAUGGGUAUAUAAUUUGUUCCAUGAAUAACCACCAUCUUGAAGCACAGACUACCCACUUUAAUUCAUCGUCAUGGUUGAAGCUUGUUAUGGACCUGUAUCCUCCUGGAUCAGCCAUCAGAAAUUGGACUUGCACUUACUGCAAUAUUGUUCAGCCUCCACGAGCAAAGCACUGCCAUGAUUGUGACAAAUGCAUCCUUCAAUUUGAUCAUCACUGUGUAUGGUUAGGUACUUGUGUCGGGCAAGGAAAUCAUUGCCGAUUUUGGUGGUACGUUUUUCUAGAAACAAUCCUUUGCAUAUGGACAGUUAUACUAUAUAUCUCAUAUUUGCGCUCUGAGAUUGUGAAGGCUUGGUGGAAGGAGUUCAUUGUUAUAGUGCUUUUAGCUGCGCUUAUGUUUUGUCUCAUCUUUCUCAUCCUGCUGCUCCUCUUCCACAGCUAUUUAGCCUUGACAAAUCAGACUACUUAUGAGAUGGUGAGAAGACGACGCAUAUUGUACUUUAGGGGAAUUCCAGAAAAGGUUCAUCCAUUUAGCAAGGGCAUCUGCAAAAACUUGUACACUUUUUGUUGCUCUAGUCACAGCAUACGUGAUUUGGAAGCUGUACCAACGAUGGAGGACAUCGAAGCAAGCGCAAGACCUUACACCUGCUCGGACAUUGUCAUGUGUCGGUGGUGUUGAUUAAUACUGGCUUGGCAUCAGUUUCUGACGGCUUUUAACCAGCAUGUUGUUGAUACAAUCUGGUCAUUUAAUUUUUCUUCUUUCAGUAACAGCUUGUAGUAUUGUAUUUAUGAAGAAAAAACUAAAUUUUCAUCUGGAUAUUCCUUUUAAUUAUAAUUUCAAAUUUAAA
Zingiber officinale is the source of this 1305-nucleotide messenger RNA. Its product is annotated as protein S-acyltransferase 10-like. The transcript is spliced from 11 exons. NCBI's taxonomy places the organism in Eukaryota, Viridiplantae, Streptophyta, Magnoliopsida, Zingiberales, Zingiberaceae. Gene Ontology annotation, biological process: protein targeting to membrane; peptidyl-L-cysteine S-palmitoylation. The record is from RefSeq and is a predicted model, not a curated record. Gene Ontology annotation, molecular function: protein-cysteine S-palmitoyltransferase activity. The coding region runs from base 99 to 1136 and encodes 345 amino acids. Gene Ontology annotation, cellular component: Golgi apparatus; endoplasmic reticulum.